Messenger RNA from Schistocerca serialis cubense, 354 nucleotides. Its product is annotated as trypsin Blo t 3-like. The record is from RefSeq and is a predicted model, not a curated record. Gene Ontology annotation, biological process: proteolysis. Gene Ontology annotation, molecular function: serine-type endopeptidase activity. The transcript has 3 exons. Bases 1 to 354 code for a protein of 117 amino acids. NCBI's taxonomy places the organism in Eukaryota, Metazoa, Arthropoda, Insecta, Orthoptera, Acrididae.
AUGGGUUUUAAGGUCAGAGUAUUGUUGCGGGAAUUGGUAUCCGGAUCUCUGCUGGUUUCGAACGCACAGGCAGUGGGCCUCGCCAGUGACAACUACGACCCACCAGGUGGUCUCGGAGUGACGGUGACUGGCUGGGAAGCCACUCUGCUCAAGGUGGACAUCUUGGACCGCAACACGUGCAGGAACACCUUCGCCAACAUCAACACUGUGACCGACCGCAUGGUGUGCGCCGGCCAGGCCGGCAAGAGCGUCUGCAUCGGUGACUGGUGGUCCCCUGGUCAGCGGAAGCAACCAGGUGGGCAUCGUCGCCUGGGGCAGUUCAAGGUGCGAGGCCACCCCCGGUGUCUUCUCUAA